Messenger RNA from Galeopterus variegatus (Sunda flying lemur), 2372 nucleotides. Its product is annotated as ADAMTS-like protein 1. Gene Ontology annotation, molecular function: metalloendopeptidase activity. The record is from RefSeq and is a predicted model, not a curated record. Lineage: Eukaryota; Metazoa; Chordata; Mammalia; Dermoptera; Cynocephalidae. Gene Ontology annotation, biological process: extracellular matrix organization. The transcript is spliced from 7 exons. Gene Ontology annotation, cellular component: extracellular matrix. The annotation marks the transcript as partial.
ACAGGACAGAGUGGCAGAGCCUGAGCACCUCCUGGGACAGCUCAGGGCAGUGGAGGCAGGUGGGAUGGCGCCCCUCUCCACCCCCGUGGUCUCCUGCCUGGGGCUUCUCAUCCUGUCUUCUUGUUUGCUCGCCGACUGCAGGUUCAUCCCAGAGGCCUGGUCAGCCUGCACGGUUACCUGUGGCGUGGGGACCCAGGUGCGAAUAGUCAGGUGCCAGGUGCUCCUGUCUUUCUCUCAGUCCGUGGCUGACCUGCCUGCUGAUGAGUGUGAAGGGCCCAAGCCAGCAUCCCAGCGCACCUGUUAUGCAGGACCGUGCAACGGGGAGAUUCCUGAGUUUAACCCAGAUGAGGCAGCUGGGCUCUUCGGUGGCCUGCAGGAUCUGGACGAGCUGUAUGACUGGGAGUAUGAGGGGUUCACCAAGUGCUCCGAGUCAUGUGGAGGAGGUGUCCAGGAGGCUGUGGUGAGCUGCCUGAAUAAACAGACCCGGGAGCCUGCUGAUGAGAACCUGUGCGUGACCAGCCGCCGGCCCCCACAGCUCCUGAAAUCCUGCAAUUUGGAUCCCUGCCCGGCAAGGUGGGAAAUCGGCAAGUGGAGUCCAUGUAGUCUCACCUGUGGGGUUGGCCUGCAGACCAGAGACGUCUUCUGCUCCCAUCUGCUAUCCAGAGAGAUGAAUGAAACGGUAAUCCUGGCUGAUGAGCUGUGUCACCAGCCCAAGCCAAGCACGGUGCAAGCUUGUAACCGCUUCAAUUGCCCCCCAGCCUGGUACCCUGCACAAUGGCAGCCGUGUUCCAGGACCUGUGGAGGGGGCAUUCAGAAACGUGAAGUUCUCUGCAAGCAGCGCAUGGCUGAUGGCAGCUUUCUGGAGCUUCCUGAGACCUUCUGUUCAGCCUUGAAACUGGUCACCCAGCAAGCCUGCAAGAAAGAUGACUGCCCCAGUGAGUGGCUUCUCUCAGACUGGACAGAGUGUUCCACUAGCUGCGGAGAGGGCACCCAGACUCGGAGUGCCAUUUGCCGGAAGGUGCUGAAAACCGGGGUCUCAACUAUCGUCAAUUCCAGUCUGUGCCCACCCCUGCCUUUCUCGUCCUCCAUCAGACCCUGUAUGCUGGCACCCUGUGCAAGGCCGGGGCGGCCGUCCCCCAAGGCCAGCCCGCACAUCGCGGCGGCGCGGAAGGUGUACGUCCAGACGCGCAGGCAGAGGAGGCUGCACUUCGUGGUGGGCGGCUUCGCCUACCUGCUGCCCAAGACGGCCGUGGUGCUGCGCUGCCCCACGCGCCGGGUCCGCAAGCCGCUCAUCACCUGGGAGAAGGACGGCCAGCACCUGGUCAGCUCCGCGCACGUCACCGUGGCUCCGCUCGGCUACCUGAAGAUCCACCGCCUGCAGCCCUCGGAUGCGGGCAUCUACACCUGCUCGGCCGGGCCCGCCCGGGAGCAGUUCGUGAUUAAGCUCAUCGGGGCCAACAGCAAGCUGGUGGCCCGGCCCUUGAGCCUGCACGGCGACGACGAGGCCCUCCCGGGGAGGAAGGCCAGCCCGAAGGAGGCCCUGCAGACCCACAAACACCACAACGGCAUCUCCGCCAACGGCAGCAAGGCCGAGAAGCGGGGCCUCGCCGCCGACCCGGGGAGCCGCUACGACGACAUCGUCGCCCGGCUGCUGGAGCAGGGGGGCUGGCCCGGGGAGCUCCUGGCCUCCAGGGAGGUGCAGGACUCCACGGAAAGGAACACGUCCUCGGAGGAGGAUGCGAACGCGGAGCAGGCCCUUCUGCACCUGCCCUUCACCAUGGUGACCGAGCAGAAGCGCCUGGACGACAUCCUCAGGAACCUGUCCCAGCAGCCUGAGGAGCUGCGCGACCUCUACGGCAAGCACCUGGUGGCCCAGCUGGCCCAGGAGAUCUUCCGCAGCCACAUGGAGCACCGGGACAUGUUCCUGAAGCCCUCGGAGCAGAGGGGUCCCCCCGUGGCCAUCCCGCCUCACAAACACGUGUCUGGCUUCAGCAGCUCCCUCAGGGCCUCAUCCUCGGCCGAGGCGGGGGGCGGCCCUCGCCGGCCACACCGCAAGCCCACCAUCCUGCGGAAGAUCUCCGCGGCCCAGCAGCUCUCGGCCUCGGAGGUGGUCACCCACCUCGGACAGACCGUGGCCCUGGCCAGCGGGACGCUGAGUGUGCUUCUGCACUGCGAGGCCAUAGGCAACCCAAGACCUACCAUCAGCUGGGCCAGGAAUGGAGAAGAGGUUCAGUUCGGCGACAGGAUUAUUCUCCAGCCAGAUGAUUCCUUACAGAUCUUGGCACCAGUGGAAGCGGAUGUGGGUUUCUACACUUGCAAUGCCACAAAUGCUUUGGGAUAUGACUCUGUCUCCAUUGCUGUCACCUUAGCAG